Molecule: messenger RNA, 555 nt
Organism: Lytechinus variegatus (green sea urchin)
Lineage: Eukaryota; Metazoa; Echinodermata; Echinoidea; Temnopleuroida; Toxopneustidae
Exons: 2
Coding region: 193-522 (109 amino acids)
Source: RefSeq, a predicted model, not a curated record
AUUUGUGCGCUCAAUUCAAGCUUGCUGCUGCUAGCUAGCAACAUCAAGCGCUCGCGAUCGCUUCGAUUCCCCCAAUUCCCGCGUGCGUGAUAUCAGGUGAAAAAUAUCAUCUUGAUCAUCAUCAUCAUCACGAUCAUGGUCUGAUCUUGGUACCGUACUUAGUCUUAGAGCUCAUAAAAACAUCAUUUCGUCAUGGACAGUACUGACCGUACAAGUCGAGAUGAAACUGUCAAUCCUCAUGAUGUCAUUCCCACUCAACUGAAGGCAGUUCUUCCAGAUAAUUAUGACUAUGUCAUAACAUCUUUCAGUCUCCAAGAUGCUGGAUUCACUGCUUUACUGGAAGCAAGUGCACCAGAUGCCAUGAAGUGGAAGCAAGACUUCGAAGAAUCCUCGAAGUGUACUUGGAGGGUACAGAGAACCCACCCAUGUCAAGGACAACGUAUCCUUUUCAAGGUAAUUAUCAAGUCGUUUUAUCCGUAUCACAUUAUAGAAAAAAUGAUGAAGUAUGAAAUACUGUUCUGAUACUGCAACAAAAAACAAUGAAAAUUUUGUUUU